AUGGCGUCGUCUGUCGGUACCACGGUCUCCAUCGACCGCACCUAUCUUGACACACUCAUCAGAAGUGACGAGUCCAACUGGGAGGAGGACAGUGAUGAGCAGCGGACCGCCGCUCCCACUCUUUCCAAUACUCGUAAUGUCACUCAGCUCCCAGUUGACCAGCCUCGCCUGACAACGACCACUGCUGCACGGGCUCCUCGGAGCGGACAGGACGACGGAAAGCUUACCGUCCAUCAGCCUACCAAACAGGGCUGGGCCGACGCCGAGCCUACCGCUCACGACGUAUCUGAAGCAGCAAUUUCUCCCACUGAAGCCGAGCAUGGAUUCGUUCACCAAGAGGAAGCUCGGUUGCCUGUUCGGCCACAGUUUGAGAGGCUGGCCACAAGAACCAUUCUGAUAUCCAAUCUUGCCGAAGGUACAUCUCACGCCGAUGUCACGGACGUCGUUCGAGGCGGUUUGCUGCUGGACAUCUUUCUAAGAACCCACGACCGCUCUGCCCAGGUAUCUUUCUUGCACGAGGCAGAUGCCAGAACUUUCUUUGAAUAUGUUCGGCGCCAUGAUUUGUACAUUAGACACAAGCGGGUCGAUGUCCGAUGGUGUGAUCGACAGUUCACCCUCCCGGGUCACGUCGCAAGCAAGGUCGGAAUUGGCGCCACACGCAACCUUGUCGUUCGGCGAUGCGAUCCAAGCCUCACUGAAGAGGGCAUUCGCCAUGAUUUGGACCAUAUCCACAACCUGAUAGUCAUCAGAGUGACAUUCGAUGGCGGUAGCUGUCACAUCAGCACCAAUUCGGUGCACAACGCCCUGUUUGCGCGGACCUGCAUGAUGAGUCGACAGAAGUACAAGGGGUCGAAGAUCGAAUGGGACGCCGAUGAGUGUGCCCAGCCCUUGGAAACUCCCCAAGCUCACCGGGUUCAGCCUCAUGUGCUUCCGUCGAAGCGCCUCGUGAACCCCAUGGCGAACCGCUUCGAGAUCUUGAAGCUGGACGGCGACAGCGACAACGAGGAGAACAUCCCACCUGAGUUUCACCCGCGGCCUUCGAUGAAUAUCAGGGUCUAA
Messenger RNA from Colletotrichum spaethianum, 1059 nucleotides. Its product is annotated as negative regulator of differentiation 1. Lineage: Eukaryota; Fungi; Ascomycota; Sordariomycetes; Glomerellales; Glomerellaceae. The coding region runs from base 1 to 1059 and encodes 352 amino acids. The transcript has 4 exons. The record is from RefSeq and is a predicted model, not a curated record. Gene Ontology annotation, molecular function: nucleic acid binding.